Molecule: messenger RNA, 4503 nt
Organism: Anthonomus grandis grandis
Lineage: Eukaryota; Metazoa; Arthropoda; Insecta; Coleoptera; Curculionidae
Gene: GABA-B-R2
Product: gamma-aminobutyric acid type B receptor subunit 2
Exons: 15
Coding region: 236-3859 (1207 amino acids)
Biological process (GO): G protein-coupled receptor signaling pathway; gamma-aminobutyric acid signaling pathway
Cellular component (GO): membrane; G protein-coupled receptor heterodimeric complex
Molecular function (GO): G protein-coupled GABA receptor activity
Source: RefSeq, a predicted model, not a curated record
CAAUGAUCGAGACCCGUCUAUCCCGAGUCCCGGUUUCGCUUCCCCAUCAUGUGUGACUUCACGAAAUGUGCGAUCCCGAGGGAUGAAAAAAUCAAAUUUAGUGCGGUCAUUACGGGUUAAAUCGUGUUUUUCUAUCAACACCUGGAACAGUAUAACCGCUUACACCCGAUGAUGGUAAAGUCCACUGGUGGAAAAUAAUAAGAAAAUGCUUCGUCGGUGAUUCGAUUAAAUAAAAAUGAGCAGUACAAAAAUGAACGCGAUCGUGGUGCUUUUGUUUUUGGUUAUUUUCAAUUUCGAAAUGUGCAUUUUGCAAAAGCCGAACGUGGACGCGAGGAGGCACGACGUUUAUAUCGCUGGAUUUUUCCCUUUCGGGAAAGGGGUGGAAAAUUCUGAAACAGAUUUCUCACCUCAUUUAGGUCGAGGCGUGAUGCCGAGCGUGAAACUGGCCUUAGAUCACGUAAAUGAACAUUCGCAGAUCCUCAGGAACUAUCGGCUUCAUAUGUGGUGGAACGACACUAUGUGUAACGCUGCUGUUGGAGUAAAAGCGUUUUUCGAUAUGAUGCACAGUGGACCCCAUAAACUGAUGCUUUUUGGGGCGGCUUGCACCCAUGUGACUGACCCUAUUGCUAAGGCUUCCAAACAUUGGCAUCUUACUCAGCUCUCAUACGCAGAUACUCAUCCGAUGUUCACCAAGGAAAAUUUUCCGAAUUUCUUCAGGAUAGUCCCAUCGGAUAACGCGUUUAAUUCACCGAGGCUCUCGCUUUUAAAGGAGUUUAAUUGGACUAGAGUGGGUACUAUAUAUCAGAAUGAGCCUAGGUACUCUUUAGCACAUAAUAGAUUAGUAGCGGAGUUGGACAUGCUGGGCUACCAAGUGGUAGAAACUCAAAGCUUCACUAACGAUUGUACAGCUCUAAUAUCAGCCCUCACCAAACUCAAGGAAAAAGACACUCGAGUCAUCUUAGGCAAUUUCAAUGAGAAGUGGGCCAAACAAAUGUUUUGCGAAGCGUACAGGCUCGACAUGUACGGCAGGAAGUAUCAGUGGUUAAUAAUGGGAACUUACCGCUUCGAGUGGUGGAAGAAAUUCGACGAAGACGUAAAUUGCACGCUGGACGAGCUAGAAACCUCCCUGGAACAGACUAUUUUAACGGACUUGUUGCCGUUGAGCACCAGUGGCGAAAUAACGAUUUCUGGCAUAACAGCCGACGAGUAUAAAGUCGAAUACGACUCCAGACGGGGCAAGGAAUAUUCCCGAUUCCACGGAUAUACGUAUGACGGCAUUUGGGCUGUAGCCCUGGCCAUCCAAAACGUCGCCCACAAAAUAAAGUAUUACCGAAGAAACCAAACGGUUACGGACUUCCGGUAUAGAGACCCUUUGUGGGAAAGAUUAUUCUUGGACGCCCUGAAUAAUACUAGCUUUGAAGGAGUAACGGGUCCGGUGAGAUUCUACGAUAACGAGAGAAAGGCCAGCAUAUUGUUAAAACAGUUUCAAAAUGGCCAGGAGGUAAAGGUGGGCGAGUACAGUGCUGCCAUCCAACAUCUGGAUCUCACUUUGGGGGUGCCACUUAAGUGGACUGGAAAAUACCCGCCUAAAGACAGAACAGUGCUGAUCAUAGAGCAUACAAGAGUGAAUAAGACUGUAUAUGCUAUACUGGCAUCGUUAGCUAUAAUAGGAAUCUUUAUUGCCGCCUUCUUUUUGGCCUUUAAUAUUAAAUAUAGAAAUCAAAGGUAUAUCAAGAUGUCUAGCCCACAACUCAAUAACCUCAUUAUCAUUGGAUGCAUGAUCACUUAUACAAGUAUCAUCUUCUUGGGUCUGGAUUCAGGACUAUCUAGCAUUGAGGCGUUUCCCUACAUUUGCACUGCCAGAGCCUGGACUUUGAUGGCGGGUUUCUCCUUGGCGUUCGGCUCAAUGUUCAGCAAAACCUGGAGGGUGCACUCCAUCUUCACUGAUGUGAAAUUAAAUAAAAAAGUCAUUAAGGAUUAUCAGUUGUUCAUGGUAGUCGGGGUGUUGCUUUGUGUGGAUGUGGUUAUCAUGACCACUUGGCAGAUUGCGGAUCCGUUUUAUCGAGAAACUAAACGUGGAGAGCCUUAUCCUCACCCAUCAAAUGAAGAUGAGAUUAUUAUACCAGAGAACGAAUACUGCACCUCAAAUAAAAUGACUAUAUUCAUAUCCUCCAUCUACGUGUACAAGGGGCUGUUAAUGAUUUUUGGCGCAUUUUUGGCCUGGGAAACCAGACACGUGUCCAUUCCAGCAUUAAACGAUAGCAGAUACGUUGGAUUUUCAGUUUACAAUGUUGUCAUUAUGUGCAUUCUUGGGGCAGCAGUUGCUUUGGCCCUGGUUGACCAUCAGGACGAGAUGUUUUUAUUAAUAAGUUCUUUCAUAAUGUUCUGCACGACCAUCACUCUUUGCCUCGUGUUUGUACCGAAAAUGGUGGAGUUGCGAAAAGAUCCAGGCGGUAGCAUCGACAAUAGGAUCAGGGCCACACUGCGCCCCAUGUCCAAAACCAGAAGAGACUCGAGUGUAUCGGAGAUCGAAACUAAAAUGAAAGACCUUAAGGAGCUGAACACCAAGUAUAAGAAGACUUUGUUAGAUAGAGAGAGCGAAUUACAGAUGCUAAUAAGGCAACUAGGCAACGAAGCCAAUGAGAUCCUGGAGGAUCAGAAAACGGAGGACUCAAUCUCGGAAACAAAUAGGCUUUCGGUGCCGCUUCUGCGGAAAGAACUGCCUAGCGCCACUGAGACCAGCGACCUCACUUCAUUAUGUAGUCUGAGUUCUCAGCCUGAUUAUAAUUCCUUACAUCGAUCUGAGAGUCAAAAAAAGCGUAAACACCCUCCACCGACAGACACUUCGCCAAAAAAAACACAAAACUCCCCAAAGAGCAAAAAACCUGAAGAUGACCUGUACCACCAGCAAAAGCCACCAAAUCAACCAAAACCCAAACAACCAAUAGCACAGCCUAUACAGCAACAACUGAACGGAACUUUAAAUAAACCCAACCCUCCCAAAGUGGACACCAUACCAUUAAAACUAGACAACAAUUACAACAGUGUCAAGGAACCAAAUAAAGUGGUCUCCAUAGCCGAACAAAUCGAGAUCCAGAGGUGCGAAACCCAACUUAAACCAUUUCCAAGUGAACAGGUUGAAUCCAGAGAUUCGACUUUAAAGAGGCAAGAGAGAAAAACCCCUACGCACGAACGAAGAUUAUCCAGAACACCUGGAGUGGUAGACUCCAUAGAAGUUCAAGAAAAAAGAAGAAGCAGCAUAAAAACCCCUGGAAAUAUUACCGAGCAAGAAGUGUCCUGUCACAGGCGAACGAGCACUCAGAGCAAUAACAGGGGCACACCCAAGAAAAAACCAGAGUGUGGCACCCAUGUGGUCGCCAAAAGUGAACUGUGGGACACUGGGAGUCAGCACAGGUGUCAAAAGUCCCAUCAGAAAACUAAUAGAGUUAGUAUACCUCAGCAGGAUGAAGAUGAUCCUCACAUACACCGUUCAACCUCAGAACGCAACCGACACGGUUCUCAAAAAGAGAAACGCGAGAAGUCUCCAGCAAAAAGUACCCCACCACCACCGCCCGAGGUGUCUGGCUGUAACAUCGGCAAUGCCCAAUGUCAAAAGUUGGGAUACUUCACAAGCACACCCAAUGUGGCGGCGGCGUUAAAAUCCAGCACGCAUCCCCCUAAGAGGGAUAAGUCUAUGUACAAUGCCACCUCCGAGGGUGAGUUGCUUGACAGGGAGAUUCUGCCUAUCUUCCAGAAAUUGCUGACAGAAAGGAAUAAAAGCCAACAGAACAUUGACUAUUCGUUCGGGAGGUCUUGUCCGAAUAUUAGUAUUAAGUGUGAUAUAGUUGAGUAUUUGUAAAGGACUCAGUCAAUUAGAGCAAGAAGAAUCUACCGAUUAUAAAGUAGACUGAUGUAUAAGCAAUUAAAUGUGUGUGUUGCAUUGAAUAACUAAGAAAUGGCCAGAAAGCCUUAAAUUUAUUCUAAGCAUUUGUCUAAACCUACAUGUUAAUUAGGCUUUUUGAUAUUAGGUGCAAAUUGACAUGACCUAUAGGUAAUAGUUUUUCUUAUACAGGGUUCCAGUGAGCUAAAAGUAAUUGAUUUUUUAGAAAAUUAGAUUUUUACAUAAACAUGUUUUCUACCAGAGAAAUAUUUGUUCCUUAUAUUAUCAUUUGACAAUCGUCAUGUUACUAUACUGGUACAGUUUUUAACAGGGGAACCACAUACAUCAUUGAGGAGACAAAAUGCCUCAGAUAAUGUCAAUUACUAAAUAACUGUGUUAGGCAUUUACUAAUAUUCAUAAUUCAUUAUUAGGUUUUGAAAAAAAAAAUGUUUUUAGUCUUUGGAUAUUAUCAAUAAUAAAUGCCAAUUAAAUAAUUUAAAAUUGUGUAAAUAUAUAUCAGUUUGAAUGAUCAAAUUAUUAUAUAGGAAAAGCAAUUUCUAUAAAGUGGUUAAGUUUGACAAAAAUCAUUAACCAAGGUUGUGUAAAUUUUCUUAGGCAAUUGC